GAGCAGACGACAUGCAAGCUAAGCAAAUUAGAAGCCGACAUUUUAGGUCGUCCGUUGGUACAUUAUUGAACGAGAAUUACGGAACCGCACUGUCUCCUGAAGCAACUGCAAGGAUCACCCACCAUCCAACAAGGCCGUCUGCUGGCACAGGAAAUGGCCAUACGGCCCCGACACGGAGUUUCAAUAAGCCCGCCACACCAUGUGGUGGAACCCCUCCGUACAAUGACCACAACAUACCGGACAGUGGACUAAUAAAGAGGAAUCGGUCAUCGGAUGGGUCAGAGGAAAGAUACUCAAGGAAUGAUUCCUUUCGAGAUGAGUUGCAUUCUGGACAACUUGCUUCAGAGAAUUCGACAUCGCAUGAUCGGCUCUCCGUUCGAUCAAAAAGAUCUGAUGUUUCGAAUGAUCGUACCUCUGCGACAGCUCAUUCCAGUAGAAG
Molecule: messenger RNA, 439 nt
Organism: Lymnaea stagnalis (great pond snail)
Lineage: Eukaryota; Metazoa; Mollusca; Gastropoda; Lymnaeidae
Source: the annotation of a GenBank genome assembly